CGGAGACGUGGCUGAAAACAGGGAGCUUCCGAGUUCCCUCGCAUGUGGUUUGCUUGCUAGACAGCGCGGGGUGUCCCUCUGGUGGGUCCCUCCCCCGCCCCUUCACCGGGUGGACCCCACGCGCUCCAGGCUCCGAACAGCUCGCCGGUGACAGCACAGCCGCCUGGAACAGCCUCUGCCUCUGAGGUCGCCCGCGGCUGCGGAGAAGUGGGAUUCCUGCAGGGGACUGGAGGAAGCGGGUAGGACGGCCCCGGCUCCUGCAGGCAGAGCACAUCCACUCACAGCCUCGGCGAGCUGCCCUGUCCAGAGAUCCCUGCGACCAUCUCGGGGGCUGGUGAUGGGCUUGGAAGAUGGAGACCAUCCAGGACAGUGAUGCCUUACUGAGUCUGGGCUCCGUGAUCGACGUCGCCUGCCUCCGGGAAGUCAUCAAAGAUGCCAUUACGUCCGUGCUCCCCAAAGUGGAGCAUGUGUACAUCUACCUGCUGGACGGAGAAGCCAGGCUGACCUGCGACGACCCUCCCCACGAGCUGCCUCCCGAGGGAAAGAUCAGGGAUGCCGUCCUCAAGCAGAAGCAGGUGGGAUGCAAUGGGCUGCCCCAGUCAGAGCUCCAGGGCAAACCGAUGGACAGCCUGGCAGCACCUUUGCCUCCUGAUAAACAAGUGUUGAUAAACCCGCUGGUGGACAAGGACUCAGCGGAGGUGGUCGCGGUCAUCCUGGUGCACUGCGGGCGGCUGAGCGAGUCGGACGAGCAGAACCUGCGGGCGCUAGAGAAGCAUAUCCUAGUGGCGUACCAGCGUGUCCAAACCCUCCAGAAGCUGCAGCCCUGGCCCCAGGUCAGCCUGUCCACCAGCUCGUCCCAGAAUUCCCUGGCCAAGACCGAGAGGGCAACGCAUGGCGGCUACAGCGACCUGGACCGCAAGAUACUGCAGCUGUGCGGGGAGCUGUACGACCUCGACGCGGCCUCGCUCCAGCUCAAGGUCAUUAACUAUCUGAAGCAGGAGACCCAGUCCCCCUGCUGCUGCCUCCUGCUGGUCUCGGAAGAUAACCACCAGCUCUUUUGCCAGGUCGUGGGAGAUAAAGUGCUGGAAGAGGAGAUCAGCUUCCCUUUGACGUUUGGGCGUCUGGGGAAGGUGGUGGAGGAGAAGAAAUCCAUCACCCUACAGGACAUCAGUGUGGAGGAACACAAGCAGCUUCACAACAUGCUGGGAUUCGAGGUGACCUCCAUGCUGUGCGUGCCGGUCAUUAGCCGGGCCACCUCCCAGGUGGUGGCCUUAGCCUGCGCUUUCAACAAGCAGGGCGGAGAGAGCUACACGGAGGCCGACGAGCACAGAAUCCAACACUGCUUCUGCUACACCUCCACCGUCCUGACCAGCACGCUGGCCUUCCAGAAGGAGCAGAAACUGAAGUGCGAGUGCCAGGCGCUCCUGCAAGUGGCUAAGAACCUGUUUACGCACUUGGACGAUGUGUCGGUGCUGCUCCAGGAGAUCAUCACGGAAGCCCGGAAUCUCAGCAACGCCGAAAUAUGCUCCGUUUUCCUGCUGGACACGUUCAGCCAUGAGCUGGUGGCCAAGGUGUUUGACGGGGGCGUGGUGGAUGACGAGAGCUACGAAAUCCGCAUCCCGGCGGAUCAGGGCAUCGCGGGUCACGUGGCAACGACGGGGAAGAUCCUCAACAUCAAAGACGCCUAUUCCCACCCGCUCUUCUACCGGGGGGUGGACGACAGCACCGGCUUCCGGACCCGAAACAUCCUGUGCUUCCCCAUCAAGAACGAGAGCCAUGAGGUCAUCGGAGUGGCAGAGCUGGUCAACAAGAUCAACGGGCCUUGGUUCAGCAAGUUCGACGAGGACCUGGCCACGGCUUUCUCCAUCUACUGCGGGAUCAGCAUCGCCCACUCGCUGCUCUACAAGAAGGUCCACGAAGCCCAGUACCGAAGCCACGUGGCCAAUGAAAUGAUGAUGUACCACAUGAAGGUCUCGGACGAGGAAUACAAAAAGCUACUCAGCGACGGGAUCUGCCCCGUGGAAAGCAUCGACUAUCGCUUCGCCGAUUUCACCUACACGCCGCGCUCGCUGCCUGAGGACGACACGCCCAUGGCCAUCCUGAGCAUGCUGCAGGACAUGAACUUCAUUAACAACUACAAAAUGGAUCGCCAGACGCUAGCCAGGUUCUGUCUGAUGGUGAGGAAGGGCUACCGGGACCCGCCCUAUCACAACUGGAUGCACGCCUUCUCCGUCUCCCACUUCUGCUACCUGCUCUACAAGAACCUGGAGCUGGUCAAAUACCUGGAAGACAUUGAGAUCUUCGCCUUGUUCGUCUCCUGCAUGUGUCACGACCUGGACCACAGAGGCACCAAUAACUCUUUCCAGGUGGCUUCGAAAUCCGUCCUGGCGGCGCUCUACAGCUCUGAGGGCUCUGUCAUGGAGAGACACCACUUCGCACAGGCCAUCGCCAUCCUGAAUACCCACGGCUGCAACAUCUUCGACCACUUCUCCCGCAAGGAUUACCAAAGGAUGCUGGAUCUGAUGAGGGACAUUAUUCUGGCCACGGAUCUCGCUCACCAUUUGCGGAUCUUCAAGGACCUGCAGAAGAUGGCGGAAGUGGGCUACGACCCGGAGAACAAGCAACACCACAGCCUGCUGCUCUGCCUGCUCAUGACCUCCUGCGACCUCUCGGACCAGACCAAGGGCUGGAAAACCACCCGGAAGAUCGCUGAGCUGAUCUACAAGGAGUUCUUCUCCCAGGGAGAUCUGGAGAAAGCCAUGGGCAACCGCCCCAUGGAGAUGAUGGACCGGGAGAAGGCCUACAUCCCCGAGCUGCAGAUCAGCUUCAUGGAGCACAUCGCCAUGCCCAUCUACAAGCUGCUCCAGGACCUGUUCCCGAGAGCCGCCGAGCUGUACGAGAGGGUGGCCAGCAACCGGGAGCAAUGGACCAAAGUGUCUCACAAAUUCACCAUCAGGGGCCUCCCCAGCAACAACUCGCUGGACUUCCUGGACGAGGAGUACGACCUGCAGGGGAUGGACAGGGAGAGCGCCAAGAUGAACGGCUGCCUGGACACGGAGGGGCACAUGGAGACGGUGGCGCAAUGAGGUUCUCCUCACUGCGGCGGGGGGGCGGGGAGGGGAGUGACGGAGCGACAAACCCAGCGACUCUUUGUCCCUUUUCUCCUGGAGUCAAAGGAAAGAGGGAGCCAGUUUGGAGAAAUCCUUAUUUGUCCAGUGCGUUCUCUACAGCCCCGGUCCCCCCCCAGGCCGUGCCUAGCUCCGCGGGUGGGACAGUGGCUCUGAUUCACACCUGUUCGGGACACUCACCCACCUGCUUUUGUGGAUGCCGGGGCGGGGGGGCAUUAUUCCUUGGACUCCUUUUGCUGUACACUGAAAUGAACCCUGCUUCCCCGCUCCCCUUCUGUACGGGUACCGGCGCUGUUCGGUGGCUGCAGGGCUCGGUGUCUAGGCUAGGAACGGAAGGGGGUUCGCCAGGGCCGGGGAGAGCACAGCUGCCCUUGCGUCCCAGACCAGGAUCUCGUGCCUCACGCCCUCCUGAGAGCCGAACUUCACGGGCUGAUCAACAUGGAGGACUUUCGCCGCUGGCUGCUUCGGGGUGGGGGGAGAGGUCUGCAAACCCUGGCUAUUGAACGGGGGAGUUCCCUGGCCCGUGAGGCUGGGAUAGGGGAGAGCUGUGCCGGCGGGCGGGGACGGAGAGGAGAGGGGGCCAGUUGCAGAGGAGAGCGGAAAUGUUCCCGAGGUGGCAGAGACAAAUGGCCGGGAGAAACCACGUGUGGCUCGUCCUCGUGAACGUACCCGCGGGCGCAGAGCAGUAGGGCCGGUGGAAGCGGGUCUUUGCUCUGGGGAUGUCUGGCUGAGAGCACAAUGCGUUUUUCUGACCUCCAGGCAGUCGGGCGUGACGGGUCCCGUACUCCCAAGCACAGGUUCACGGCUGCUCUCCUCCCAACGACAGCCUCCCUGCUCUCAGAUCCAGGGCCAGCCGCCUGCUGUCACGCCCAGGAGGCCUGCCCCUGAGUGCUGCGGGAGGGCAGAGGAAGGGUGGUUAGAUCCAGAGAGGAGUCCAAAGCCAUCCCACGGGGAGACCUGUCCUGAGAGGACACUGCAGGGGAGGAGAGAGACUGGAGUCUGCAGGCCCUAAAAUGCCCCUGAUCCAUGCAUGUGCUGAGCAGAAACACCAGUGCAUGAGCACUGCCAGCUUGUGAACUCAGACGGGGCCAGAGCCACACCCGGUGUAAGCAGACGCACGUCCAUUGAUGUCAGCGCAGAGCGUUUUCCCCUUCCCCCACAUCUUGGCCCAUCGCUGCCUUUGUAAUUGAAACCUGCCCUUUUGAGAUGAGCCCUUCGGAUGCUUUAGCAGAGACGGUCCCGGUACCCAAGUGUGCCCUGCAAAUACCCAGCCGAGCCAGCAGCCGCCCACGCAGACGCACCCCGGCUGCCCUCGACAGGGUGCGGCCGGUUCCAGAAGGGAUCUGCCCAGCGGUGUCUCCCUGAGCAGUUGUGUUCCCUGAGCAAUGGUGCAGAGCCAGAGAGCGAUGAGCCAGCCAGCACACUGCACCCUUCACCAGAUGCACGGGCCGCCUGCACCUUGUCUAGCUGGGCCAGCGCGGAGAUUAUUUAGAGGCCUAGAUUGGACAUAGAACCCAGAGGGCAUGUGUCACACAUGCCAUCUGAAAUGUGCUGGGGGCAGCAUUUUCUACGGACGCUGGUGGGGUUUUAAGCCUCCUUCAGGCCUUUUAUUAACACGCUCGCCAGUCUCUUUUCGGCUGCACCCGCUGUGCUAGUGGUUUAGGUCUAAGUGACUUGGGGGAUGGUGGGAAUGCAGCAGAGAAAGAAACGCGUCAGCCAGCGAGCGUACAGCUCCCUAGCUACAUAGCCAGGUAUCGCAAUCACAGACCCUAACCUGGCACUUUCCCCGUUAUAUGCCUUGAAUUCAGAUUGAAUCCACGAGCUCCAUAAGGUCUAGGGCCCAUGAGCGGCAGAGCUGCAGCAAAGCAUUCAGCUCAUCGUCAGGAAAGCAGGAAAUACAGACAUUCUCCCCUAGGCCAGUACUGUGGUGGUGUGGCCAGCGUGUCCCAGCUGCCCGUGGACUCUGAGGGACAAAUCGUCAUCUGGCAGAUGGCCUCACUGCUGAGCAAAUGAUUGUCACCGGGGGGAGGCUGUCCCAGCCUUCAGGGAAACAGAUGGGACAGAACCCUGUCUCCUGCACUGCCUGGUUCCACUGGUCCCACGUUCUCACUCAAGAGGACAUUUGGUGCUGAAGCACUUGCAGGUUUCGUUUGCUACUGAUCAGAGGACAGGCCUGCUUGUGGAGUCUGUGUGGGCCUUUAAAUCCUUUCCCACGUCAUCUUCCCCUGCCAAUCGCAGCAGUCACUAGUGUAGAGAGUCCCAGGCGCUGUUCCUUCUUCUUAGGAAAAGACGUAACGGCCUGGGCUGGAGUCCUGGCCCCACUGAAAUCGGUGGGAUUGUGCCCUUGACUUCAGUAGGGCCAGGAUUUCGCCCCAGCUGUUCCCCCCAGGAUACGCUCUGCGGAGAGGCCAGUCUGCUGCUUUCUCACUUGUCUUCUGCACGCUUAGCUUGAUUCUUUCUCACAAGGGGCGUCUGCAUGGGAACAGGGUCUUGGAUCUCUGAGGCCAGGUGCCCCUUGGUCUCCCAGCUGAAGGCAUAAAUGGCUCUGUGCGGUGAUGACAUAAUUGCCACCUCUAGCGGUGCUCUAGGGCCAUCAGCAGAGGGUGAGGAACUCAGGGUACGUCUAUACUUACCUCCGGGUUCGGCGGUAAGCAAUCAAUCUUCUGGCAUCGAUUUAUCGCGUCUUGUCUAGACACGAUAAAUCGAUCCCGGAAGUGCUCGCCGUCGACGCCGGUACUCCUGCUCUGCGAGAGGAGUACGCGGAGUCGACGGGAGCCUGCCUGCCGCGUGUGGACCCGCGGUAAGUACCUUGUAGUUCGAACUAAGGUACUUCGACUUCAGCUACGUUAUUCACGUAGCUGAAGUUGCGUAUCUUAGUUCAAACUGGGGGGUUAGUGUGGACCAGCCCUUAGAUGGGAACCAAGAAGCAGGAGCAGAAGGACGGUGGCAUCCUCGGUUGAGGUGAGGUGGAUUUGAUGGACGGAUGGGACUGUCUCUAAUCCCUGUACGAGAGAUGGCCCUAAGAUAAACACCCUACGCUGAAGAGCCCCAAACUUUAGGGAAGUUUAGAGCCAGAUCUGGGCUUAUGGGUUGGCCCCAUUGAGUUGAAACAGACCAGAACCCCGAUCCAAGGUCUCCCUCAGCUCUGCCCUUUCCGGCCUAGACCCCUGUGUGCUAACUGCUGCCCUUCUCCACGCAGUCCCUCCAGACAAAGAGAGCUACAGGAGAGCACCAUGUAGAGGGAGAAGAGUCUCCAAAGAGAAUGUGGCCAGGUGGCAUCAGCUGCUUGUGUCGUUUCUUGUAGCGAGUCCAGAGAACCCAGGCUCUUCCCCCAAUAAUGAUACUGCAAAACAUGGAGGGAGGCUAGCGUGGCCCAGGGGUCCCCAGCAUUGAUCCAAAUGAAUCAAUGGUGGCUGUUCCUAGGGGUUGAAAUUCACCCGGUGCCGAGUGCUGGUGUAAUACCAACAGGAUCAAACCUGGGGCCUCUGGAGUUUAGUGCAUGAGACUCUCCCGCACGAGCUAGAAGCAACCUGGCUCUUGGCGAAGGUUGUAGAGCAGACGCAUUAAUCGCCAAGGGGUCUCGGUGCCACUAGAGGGGCCAGAACACCACACCCAGGAGGUGUGUGGGUUACGCUGGCACAAGCCCACUGCACGAAGUCCCAGCGAAACCCUUUUUCGGAGGUACAAGCAGGCCAGAGGGGUGUAUUACAAAAGCGGGUCCCUUCGCUUUGCUAAAGCAGCAUCUUCUGAAAUCACAAGCCUGGCAAACCUCAACCAAAGCCAUCCGACAUCGACGGGGCUGCCGGAGUCUUUGCUGUGGGGGGACAGCUGGGGGGUGGAGUUAUGUAAAUGUUUUGUGGCAAGGGACGAUGUCCCUACCCAGAAAAGAGACAUGCUCACUGCUGAGCGGCUCAAGAGUGUUGAGUGCCUGUGUUAUGUGGGAGGUCACAGUGGUCCCAUCUGGCUUUAAAACCUAUGGCCGAGGAGCGGUAAGCGCUGCCGUGUGUGUUUAAUCUAAGACUGUUGGAAUUUGCAGUGCUGUAAAAUGGGGGCAAGCCCAAGCAGAAGCACAUCGGGCCUGGAAAAAGCCCUGCCGGUAAACACAGCAGCUGGGGCUUACGGUCCUGGAGAUCAGGUUUCCAUCCCAGAGCAGCGCUCAGCAUGGGGAGAAAAAAGGAGCUGGUGUUUAGGGCAGCAGAUUGCAUCCUAAAGGAGGAUGCUAUUCCUGGCUUCGCCACUGACUCACCGCGCGGCCUCAGGCAAAUCACUUAAUCUCGCCCCAUGCCUUGGUUUCCCCAUCCGUGACUCCCUUAUCUCACAGGAGCUGCUCUGAGGCUGGAACCAUUAUUCAGGCUUUGAGAGCCUCAAACGGAAAGGGCUACCAAAGUGCAUCAGUGAGAUCAGCAGCUGGACUGUUUAACUGGGGAGGAAGGGCAGGGUUGUCCGGAUCCUGUGAGUGGCUGAGCACUGGAGUGUGUAAAUGUAGGAACAUCUGGUCUUCAGUGACAUGCAGUACACACGGGUGUCAUCCCUACCUGCUCUGCGCAGCGACCAGACAUUGGCCCGUGCUGUGGGUAUGAAUUCCUUGUGGAUUUGGGCUACAUACAAGUUUUCCUCGGGGUCUUUUUUUAAUUGUAUGUUUCUUUGAAUAUAUGUCGUGUGUGCUGAUGUACGUGGGGAACAGCGGGAGACUCUGAAGACAAGGAUGCUAACCGAAAACAUGUAUUCAUUUGCCUUACCUAUUCAGAGUUGCCUUUAGAAAGAUGCUUUGUAUAAAAUACUCUGUAGGACCUUGUGUCGUUACUAAACGUGAAUGUUGGCUGAUAGCUUUGUAUAGGAGUACGUCUAGUUCUUUCUACCACAAUCCCUCUUAGAACAACUGUAAGUAUUUGCAGAGGGGAAGAUAGCAGAGAAAUUGGAAAAAAAUAAAUAAAAAAACCCCUAAAGGCAAAAAAAAACACCCCAACUCUGAAAACAAAGCUUCCUCUGAUUGUUACGCUCCAUUCGAUUGUAUCUGGCAGUGCUUGUGAUUAAUUUCUAACCACCACAUUGUAUUAUAGCCAUUGUUCGGGAAUGGGAUAUUAUUUAUCGACGCUCCAUCUUCCGCUGCGUGAAGAACAAAGUUGACGGUGUAUGUAAACUCGCGGCAACGUGGCUUUAUUGAUGGUUUCUAAGGGUCUGACUUGUCCAUUGGUGGCACGCUGGAAAAGCGGGGGGGGGGGGGGAAUCAAUGGGUGAAAUCUAUCCCUUGUUUCUCCACUGGAGAUGUGUAAGAAAAAACAGAGGGUGAAAUUCACCCCUGUGUAAGGCCUGUGCAUACCUAGGCACUGGGACUCAGAGGGUACAGAGAACCUGUGCUAGUCUGAUUUCACCCUUAGAGAACGCCACCACUGCUAGCUUACAUGCGGACAUAAGCGUGUUUUUCCCCCAGCCUGGCCCUUUUCUAGUUGAACUCUUUCCUGCAAAUGAAGCAAGAGCUGUCAGCAAACCCACGCAAGGUGCCCCCAUCCUUCCGCUCAUUUGCAAGCACAAAAGAGCGAAGGGUGUGGGGGCGUCACAGACGUGCCAACGUCCUCAGCCCGCUGCGUAGAUGCCACCGGAUUCCCCUGGCGCUGUAUAAAAGCGGAGACAACAAACCAAACCAAAAUGUGAAGUGGCUAUUUCAAAGUUGUGGCCCGUGUUUUGCGCCCUGGCUGGUUUUAAUGUUGCUGUGUAUGUGUGUGUGGUUCAUUUUCUCUCUCGCCCUUGUACAUAGCCACCUGUAGAUAGUGUAAAGCCAGGCCGGUUUGUAGGGGUUCUCUUACCUAGUGUGUGUGUGGGUGUGAAAUAUUUUCCAGCUUUUCUGUCUUCUUCUUACAUUGGUUGUUCUGGGGUUUCAUUUUUUUUCUCCCUUAAAUAGUUGUGAAGGGGAAAAAAUGGGGAUUUUUUUUUCCUAAUAAAUUUCAUACGCCGA
Molecule: messenger RNA, 9081 nt
Organism: Malaclemys terrapin pileata
Lineage: Eukaryota; Metazoa; Chordata; Testudines; Emydidae
Gene: PDE2A
Product: phosphodiesterase 2A
Exons: 30
Coding region: 351-3086 (911 amino acids)
Biological process (GO): regulation of mitochondrion organization; cGMP catabolic process; positive regulation of gene expression
Cellular component (GO): perinuclear region of cytoplasm; synaptic membrane; mitochondrial matrix
Molecular function (GO): protein homodimerization activity; 3',5'-cyclic-AMP phosphodiesterase activity; 3',5'-cyclic-GMP phosphodiesterase activity
Source: RefSeq, a predicted model, not a curated record